AUGACGUCGGAGGAAAGCUCAAUCGAGCUACGGGAUAUCCAUGAUCCUACUCCAAUUCAUGCUGAAGAUGCUGCUGGAGAUGAUGCUGGCGACGCUGCCGGAGACACAUCGACUCUCGGCGACACUCCCAUGGCAUACAUAGAUCAAGAAGAUGUUAAUACUCUCACCAAAAUAGCCACUCAACAGUCACGCCGAUCGACUCCCGGAGUCACAAAUAACCUAGCUGUCCUCGCUAAACAAGAUCCAUCCCUCGACCCGCUAUCUGGAAAAUUCGACUUGCAAAAAUGGCUUAAGGCGGCUUUUAGAGAUCUCAGCCGGGGGGACGGGCGCCCGGGACACACAUCGGAUGUCGUUUUCAAACAACUGAAUGUAUAUGGAUCGGGUGCUGCGCUGCAGUUCCAAGAUACAGUUACAUCGACCUUGACUGCCCUCGCUCGGUUGCCCCAAAUCAUUCGUGAAUCACGGUCUCCACAAAGGCGAAUUCUCAAGGACUUCAAUGGCAUCUUGAAAAGUGGUGAACUGUUGCUUGUGCUUGGUCGACCAGGUGCCGGCUGUAGUACACUUCUGAAGUCUAUGACUGGAGAGCUGCACGGUUUAAAUAUGGAUAAGGAGAGUGUCAUUCAUUAUAAUGGAAUUCCCCAAACUCGCAUGAUGAAAGAGUUCAAGGGCGAACUAGUAUACAACCAAGAGGUUGACAGACACUUCCCUCAUCUGACCGUUGGUCAAACUCUGGAGUUUGCAGCUGCAACUCGAACUCCCGCUCACCGGUUCCAAGAUAUGUCGCGCGCAGAAUAUGCCAAAUACCUUACUCAGAUUAUCAUGGCUGUCUUUGGCCUGAGUCACACAUAUAACACACGCGUUGGAGAUGAUUUCAUCCGUGGUGUUUCGGGUGGUGAGCGAAAGCGUGUCAGUAUUGCAGAGAUGGCCCUAGCCCAUGCUCCAAUCGCUGCCUGGGACAAUUCUACUCGAGGAUUGGAUUCUGCUACAGCAUUGAAGUUUGUCCAGGCUUUGCGACUGUCCUCUGAUAUCACUGGCUCGUGUCAUGCGGUCGCUGCUUAUCAGGCAAGUCAAAGCAUCUAUGAUGUAUUUGAUAAGGUGAUUGUCCUUUACGAGGGCCGCCAAGUCUUCUUCGGACCUGCUUCUGCAGCCAGGUCCUACUUUGAAAACCAAGGCUGGGAUUGCCCAGCUCGACAGACUACAGGAGAUUUCCUCACUUCAAUCUCAAAUCCCGACGAGCGGAAAGCCAAGCCUGGCAUGGAAAACCGUGUUCCCCGUACGCCGGAAGAAUUUGAGACUGCAUGGCUCAACUCACCCGACUACAAGCGAUUACUGAAUGAAAUCGCUGAAUAUGAAGGGCAAAAUCCCGUUGGAAACGAUGUGCAAGCUCUCGCUGAGUUCCAGGAACGGAAGCGUGACGCCCAGGCCAAGCACACCCGGCCCAAGUCCCCAUACAUCAUCAGUAUUCCCAUGCAAAUCAAACUCAACACUAUUCGCGCCUAUCAACGACUCUGGAAUGAUGCCGCUUCGACUGUCUCUGUGAUUGUGACUAAUAUUAUCAUGGCUCUGAUCAUCGGAUCAGUCUUCUACGGGACUCCGGAUGCAACUGUAGGCUUUACGUCAAAAUGCGCCACUCUGUUCUUCGCCGUCCUUCUCAAUGCCCUCACAGCCAUGUCUGAAAUCAACAGUCUCUACUCACAGCGCCCGAUCGUCGAAAAACAUGCAUCCUUUGCCUUUUAUCAUCCCUUUACAGAAGCCAUUGCUGGUGUGGUUAGUGAUAUACCAGUGAAGUUUGCAUUGUCCGUUGUGUUCAAUAUCAUCCUAUACUUCCUGGCUGGUCUGAAACGAGAACCAUCCAAUUUCUUCCUCUACUUCCUCAUCACUUUUGUGAUCACCUUUGUCAUGAGUGCAAUCUUCCGGACAUUAGCAGCUGUCACCAAAACCAUCUCACAGGCAAUGGGUCUAGCAGGUGUCAUGAUCCUGAUUCUCGUUGUUUACACUGGCUUUGUCCUCCCUGUCCCGUCUAUGCAUCCGUGGUUCGAAUGGAUCCAUUAUCUCAAUCCUAUCUACUACGCCUUCGAGAUUCUGGUUGCAAAUGAGUUCCAUGGUCGCGAGUUCCCAUGCUCAAGCUUUGUUCCCGCAUACGCCGAUCUAUCAGGCACGGCAUUCAGCUGUGACAUAGCUGGUUCGGUGCCAGGCUCUACGACAGUCAAUGGUGACCGGUACAUUGAACUGACAUACAAAUAUACCUACGGCCAUGUAUGGCGCAACUUUGGUAUCCUGAUGGCCUUCCUGGUUGGCUUUAUGUGCAUCUACUUUGUCGCAACCGAACUGAACUCCGCUACUACAACAACCGCCGAAGCUCUGGUCUUCCGUCGCGGUCACGAGCCUGCCAGUUUCCGCCAGAACAAGUCUGGAACUGACGUUGAAAACACCACGCUAUCUGAAGCCCAGCCUGCUACGGACACAGAAGACAAGGGAAUGGGUGCCAUCCAGGCUCAGACCGAUACCUUCACUUGGCGCGAUGUGUCCUAUGAUAUCGAGAUUAAGGGCCAGCCACGUCGUCUAUUAGAUCAUGUUUCCGGAUGGGUCAAGCCUGGAACUCUGACUGCACUUAUGGGUGUCAGUGGCGCUGGUAAGACGACUUUGCUUGAUGUAUUGGCACACCGCACAUCGAUGGGUGUUAUCACUGGUGAUAUGUUUGUCAACGGUCGUGAGCUGGAUCAGAGUUUCCAGCGAAAGACAGGUUAUGUUCAGCAGCAGGAUCUUCACCUCGAUACUGCUACUGUGCGUGAGUCUCUGCGGUUCAGUGCUAUGUUGCGUCAGCCAGCCUCCGUUUCGGUUCAGGAGAAGUACGACUAUGUCGAGGAAGUGAUCAAAAUGUUGAAGAUGGAGGAGUUCGCUGAAGCCAUUGUUGGUGUCCCUGGUGAGGGUCUGAACGUCGAGCAGCGCAAGCUGUUGACUAUCGGUGUCGAAUUGGCUGCCAAACCCAAGCUACUGCUCUUCUUGGAUGAGCCUACCAGGCAAAGUUCUUGGGCUAUUUGCUCAUUCCUUCGCAAGCUUGCCGAGCACGGCCAAGCGAUUCUUUGCACGAUCCAUCAACCCAGUGCCAUACUCUUCCAACAAUUCGAUCAGCUGUUAUUCCUCGCCCGAGGCGGUAAGACUGUCUACUUUGGUCCCAUCGGAGAAAACUCUCGCACAAUGCUCGACUAUUUCGAAGCCAACGGUGCGCGCAAUUGUGAUGAUAACGAGAACCCAGCCGAGUACAUGCUGGGCAUCGUCAACGCUGGUCAGAAUGACAAGGGUCAGGACUGGUUCGACGUUUGGAAGGAAAGCGAUGAAAGCAAGGAGGUUCAGAUGGAGCUCGAGCGAAUUCAUAACGAAAAGAAAAACGAACCCUCAGGCGCUGAUGAUUCCUCAAACAUUCAUUCUGAGUUCGCUAUGCCGUUCUGGUUCCAGAUGAUCCAGGUCACACACCGUGUGUUCCAGCAAUACUGGCGCAUGCCAUCCUAUGUUCUGGCGAAAUGGGGACUUGGAAUUGCGUCCGGCCUGUUCAUUGGUUUCUCUUUCUUUGAUGCCAAAACAUCGCUGCAAGGCAUGCAGACGGUCAUCUUCUCUCUCUUCAUGAUUUGCACCAUCUUCUCGUCAUUGGCGCAACAGAUCAUGCCCGUGUUUGUCAGCCAGCGAUCGCUCUACGAGGGACGUGAACGCCCCAGCAAAUCCUACUCCUGGAAAGCCUUCCUCGUUGCGAACAUCGUCGUGGAGGUCCCCUACAUGAUCAUCAUGGGUAUAUUGACCUACGCCUGCUACUUCUAUGCUGUCGUUGGAAUUCCCAGCUCAGCAACCCAGGGAAUUGUCCUCCUGUUCUGUAUGGUCUUCUUCAUUUACGCCAGCACAUUCACCCACAUGGUCAUUGCCGGUCUCCCAGACGAACAAACCGCCAGUGCGGUCGUCGUUCUUCUCUUCGCGAUGUCUCUCACAUUCUGUGGUGUGAUGCAGCCCCCGAGCGCCCUUCCCGGCUUCUGGAUUUUCAUGUACCGUGUCUCACCCUUCACAUACUGGAUCGGCGGCAUGGCAGGUGCACAGCUUCACAAUCGCAAGGUCAUAUGCUCAGCCUCCGAACUAUCCAUCUUGAAUCCGCCCUCUGGUCAAACUUGCGGUGAGUACCUCAUGAAGUAUGCCCAGGCCGCUGGUGGUCAGCUGCUCGAUCCUGAGGCUACGAGUGAUUGCAAGUACUGUCCUCUCAAGGUUGCGGAUCAGUACCUUGCUACGGCUGGUAUCCACUAUGGUGAUAGAUGGCGCAACUUCGGCAUUAUGUGGGCUUACAUUCUCUUCAAUAUUUUCGUUGCUACUCUCAUGUACUACCUUGUCCGCGUGAAGCGGUGGAACAGUGUGGAUCUGAAGGGAUCAGUGAAGAAACUCAUUCCUGGAAAGAAAUCGAAGGCUGGCAACUAA
Messenger RNA from Penicillium vulpinum, 4452 nucleotides. Its product is annotated as putative ABC multidrug transporter. Gene Ontology annotation, molecular function: ATP hydrolysis activity; ATP binding; ABC-type transporter activity. Gene Ontology annotation, cellular component: membrane. Lineage: Eukaryota; Fungi; Ascomycota; Eurotiomycetes; Eurotiales; Aspergillaceae. The record is from RefSeq and is a predicted model, not a curated record. The transcript has 4 exons. Gene Ontology annotation, biological process: transmembrane transport. The coding region runs from base 1 to 4452 and encodes 1483 amino acids.